GCUCUUCCUUGAGUCUGAUCAUUACACACUCUUCAUCUUUGUUACCAACUCAUCCUCUUACAUCUUCAUUUCUUUUCCUACCCGAAAGAAAAAUGGCAUCGAGUUCAAUGUCAGCCUCUGGCUCGUGGAGUGUGAAGGACAACAAGGCCUUCGAGAAGGCUCUAGCUGUUUACGACAAGGACACCCCUGACCGUUGGUACAAUGUUGCCCAUGCUGUUGGUGGCAAAACUCCAGAGGAAGUGAAGAGACACUACGAACUCCUUGUCCAGGAUGUUAAACAUAUUGAGUCUGGACGAGUGCCAUUCCCGAAUUACAAGAAAACUUCAGCCUCUGACCAGGAGGAGAAAAGGCUGAGGAAUUUGAACCUCCAGUGACCCCAAACUACCAUCGACAACCACAACAACAACAACAAAUUGAUUUUCUAAUUUUCAUCAACCAACAUCUUCAGUUUCCAGCAUCCCUGGUAGUACUACGUGGUGCUAUGUCACACAUAAUUGCUAGUGCAAUGGCAUUUUUAGGCUAUUUUGGUCAUAAGAAUCAUAUGUCCCGUGAUUCCAUCUUGUAUUUUCUUGUCGUUGAAGCUGCCUCUAAAAGAGUCAGCGACUGUUUCAGUUCCUAGUCCUAAAUAAAUUUAUAAUUUCAUUA
Molecule: messenger RNA, 645 nt
Organism: Vigna unguiculata (cowpea)
Lineage: Eukaryota; Viridiplantae; Streptophyta; Magnoliopsida; Fabales; Fabaceae
Product: protein RADIALIS-like 2
Molecular function (GO): DNA-binding transcription factor activity
Source: RefSeq, a predicted model, not a curated record